UUUGUUUGAAAUAUACAUAGCAAAAUUAUUUAACAUUAUAGAGAGCACAUAAAUCAGGGUUUGGUAUUUUUCGGAGCUUAAUGAACAUCAAUGAAGUUUUCGUUUUCCUACAAUAAAGAAGUAUUUGAUUUCAAGUCCUGCUAAUUACAUUUUUGAAAUAUUUUAAUUCUGAUAAGUGUUAAAAAUUCACUAGACAAAAAGCAAAAGUUAGCAAGAGUCCAUACGUAAUACAAUAUGGAUCUACAUGCAUACAGAUGCAAUGAUUCUGUAUCAAUUAAAUCUGAAGAUACAACAAUGCUAGCUGUUGAUAGUUAUAUAUCACAAAAUUAUACAACAUUGAACCUUUGGCAACUAAUUAGUAAAAAAGCGUAUCUUGCAAUUUUACUAUCUUUACUUUCUCUUACAACAGUUACUGGAAAUAUUCUUAUUAUCGUUGCUGUCGUAAAGGAAAGCUAUUUACAGACAGCUACCAACUUCUUUAUAACAUCUCUGGCAUUUGCAGAUUGCUUGGUGGGUCUUGUUGUUAUGCCUUUUAGUGCCAUGUAUGAAAUUCUGGAAAAACGUUGGAUAUUUACAAUAGAAUGGUGUGAUACAUGGCGCUCACUUGAUGUUCUUUUUUCCACAGCUUCUAUUUUAAAUUUAUGUGUCAUAAGUAUAGAUCGAUAUUGGGCGAUAAAAGAUCCAUUUAGCUACCCACUAAAGAUGACGUACAAGCUAGCUUUUACGCUUAUAACACUUGUUUGGCUGGCGUCUAGUCUGAUUUCAUUUCCAGCAAUAAUGUGGUGGCGUGUGGCACGUGCUAAUAUUAUUCCUCAACACAAAUGCCCUUUUACAAUGAACUUUGAGUAUAUCAUAUUUUCUUCCAUGAUUAGUUUUUACCUACCUCUAAUUGUUAUGGUCUUCACCUACUACAAGAUUUAUCGUGAAGCAGUUGUUCAAAGCAAAAGUCUGCGGAUUGGAGCAAAACAAGUCAUUUUGGCUUCUGGUACACUUGAACUCACUCUCCGGAUGCAUAGAGGUGGUCGUCUUUCAAGUAAUUACAUGUCUUCAAAUGAUUACCUUUUAUAUAGAGUAAGGCGAUCAAUAUCACAAGGUUCUGAUAAACAUCUAAAUUCCUUUCGUGGUAUGGGCAAUACAAAGUCUUCUAUAUGUACUAAAUCAAAAGAAAAACCGCAAAUCAUAGCUUUGAAUAAGAGUUUCUCACUCUCAAAGAAAAUUUCUAAAUUUUCCAAAGAAAAAAAAGCCGCAAAAGCUCUUGGUAUUGUGAUGGGAGUAUUUAUUAUUUGUUGGUUUCCGUUUUUUGCUGUUAACUUAUGGUCUGGAUUGUGUGAUGAGUGUAUCUGGAAAGAAGAGAGCACAUCGACAGCAGUCUCUUGGUUAGGAUGGAUAAACAGUAGCAUGAAUCCAGUGAUUUAUGCAUGUUGGAGUAAAGACUUCAAAAGGUAG
Molecule: messenger RNA, 1446 nt
Organism: Copidosoma floridanum
Lineage: Eukaryota; Metazoa; Arthropoda; Insecta; Hymenoptera; Encyrtidae
Product: dopamine receptor 2-like
Source: RefSeq, a predicted model, not a curated record